AUGCUUGACGAGUCGCCCGACCGCCCCGCCGAAGACGAUGUCGAGACGAUGCUUCUUCUACCUCCUCCUCCUCUUCCACACAGCCGCACACGUCGUCUGUCUAGACUUUGCUGUUCCACAGCUUCGAUUGAAAGGGGCGCUCGAGCCCAAGUAGUCGGUACAACCGGGCCCGAUUGUCCGGUUGGCCCGGCUCGAGCACAUUUCGCCUCAUCACGGCUUCGAGACGACACCUGCUACUGA
Messenger RNA from Protopolystoma xenopodis, 240 nucleotides. Lineage: Eukaryota; Metazoa; Platyhelminthes; Monogenea; Polystomatidea; Polystomatidae. The record is from the annotation of a GenBank genome assembly.